Nicotiana attenuata is the source of this 387-nucleotide messenger RNA. RefSeq lists its product as uncharacterized. Lineage: Eukaryota; Viridiplantae; Streptophyta; Magnoliopsida; Solanales; Solanaceae. The coding region runs from base 1 to 387 and encodes 128 amino acids. The record is from RefSeq and is a predicted model, not a curated record. The transcript is spliced from 2 exons.
AUGAAAACCAGGGCUGCCCUCAAGAAGAAAGCAAAUAUUGCAUUGAUUUCUCAAAUUGAGCCAAAAAAGGUAGAGGAAGCACUGAAGGAUUCAAGCUGGGUGCAAGCUAUGCAGGAGGAAUUAGAUCAGUUCAGCAAGAAUCAAGUGUGGAAGCUAAUACCUAAACCUGAAAAUGUGUCUGUGAUCGGAACAAAAUGGGGCUAUUCACAGCAAGAAGGAGUCGACGAUGAUGAGACUUUCGCCCCAGUAGCUCGUUUGGAGUCUAUACGAAUUCUUCUGGCAUACGCAUCCUUUAAAGGAUUCAGGUUGUUUCAAAUGGAUGUUAAAAAUGCCUUUUUGAAUGGAUUUAUCGAGGAGAAGUUUUGUAAAACAGCCUCCAGGCUUUGA